AUGACCACUCCAUCAAAAUCGAACGGUACUCCUUCGAAACAACGUCGUACACCAGCUAAACAAACGCCGGGUUCGACACAACGCACACCUGCUAAACAUCGAAAUCCAUUAACAGCCUUACAAGAAGAUGAGCAUAUGACAAGUCCAACACCAAGUUCUGUCCUACAAAUGCCAUUUACACCUGGUCGAACUCCAAAUAAAAACCGAGGCAUGGCAUUUUCACCAAUGACAUAUACAACAUCUCCUGCGCAUAGUAAUAUAUGUCCUAGUACUCGUACACCGAUGUCAACACCUUCACGAGUUAGAUCGGAUCUUGGCAGUGCAAGAAAAUUACGUUUAGUCAAUGAACAGGAUGAAUUAGAAGGUGAUAUUGAUAUUAAUACAGCCGACAAUCAAGUUGUUAUUUGGGGUACAGAUGUUCAUGUUAAUGAAUGUAAACGUCGAUUUAUAUCAUUUUUGAAAAAGUUCCAUUUAAAUGUUGAAGAAGCCAAUAUUGAAGGCGUUGAUCCAGCUAAACCAUUUUAUAUGCAAAAAUUAGAAGAAAUUCAUUUACUUGAACGGCCAUUUCUUAAUGUUGAUUGUGCACAUAUAAAACAAAUCGAUAGGACAAUGCUAAGUCAACUGAUUGCAUAUCCACAAGAAGUGGUACCAAUAUUUGAUAUCGCUGUUAAUGAACUAUUUUUUACCAUCUAUGAAGAUGAUACACUUCCACAUCAAAUACAAGUACGACCAUAUAAUGUUGAUCUAUUUAAAAAUAUGCGUUGUCUUGAUCCUGAAGAUAUCGACAAACUAGUUAGUCUUACAGGCAUGGUUAUUCGAUCUUCAUUGAUAAUGCCUGAAAUGCGUUCAGCGUAUUUCUCAUGUAAUCUAUGUGGUUUUCAUGUACAAGUUGAAAUUGAUCGUGGAAGAAUUGCUGAACCGACUAUAUGUACAUCGUGUAAUACAGCACAUUCAUUUGAAUUGAUUCAUAAUCGAUCAUUAUUUGCGGAUAAACAAUUUGUUAAAUUACAAGAAACGCCUGAGGAAAUGCCGGCUGGGCAAACGCCAGUUACUGUAACAAUUGUAGCACAUAAUGACCUAGUGGAUGCCGUGCAACCUGGCGAUCGUGUUCAAGUUACUGGUAUAUUUCGUGCAGUGCCAGUUCGUAUGAAUCCUAAAACACGAAAUGUUCGAUCCGUUUAUCGUACAUACAUUGAUGUUAUUCAUUUUCGCCGUCACAAAACAUUUACAGCCGUUGGUGGAAAUGAAGAACCGGCUACAAAUGAUGACGAAGAAGCAAGUUCAUCAAAAUUUUCCAAAGAACGUUUAGCACAAUUUCGAAAUUUGUCUGAACGUUCAGAUAUUUACGAAUUAUUAUCAAAUGCUAUUGCUCCAAGUAUAUUCGGACACGAAGAUAUAAAGAAAGGUAUUCUAUUACAAUUGUUUGGUGGAUCAAAAAAAUGCUUUAGUGAAGCUGGACGAAAAAGUGUUCGUUCUCAAAUUAAUAUUUUACUCUGUGGUGAUCCAGGUACAGCUAAGUCUCAAUUGCAACAAUAUGUAUUUCGUUUGGUACCUCGUGCUCAAUAUACCAAUGGUAAAGGUACAAGUGCUGUUGGUCUUACAGCCUAUGUUACAAAAGAUCCUGAAACUGGUCAACUUGUUCUUCAAACCGGUGCAUUAGUUCUUGCCGAUAAUGGUAUUUGUUGUAUUGAUGAAUUUGAUAAAAUGAGUGAAAGUGCUCGAUCAAUCCUUCAUGAAGUUAUGGAACAACAAACUUUAUCAAUCGCUAAAGCUGGUAUUAUAUGUACAUUAAAUGCUCGUACAUCUAUUUUAGCUGCUGCUAAUCCUAUUGAAUCAUCAUGGAAUAAAUCAAAAACAAUUAUUGAAAAUAUCCAAUUACCACCAACAUUACUUUCACGUUUUGAUUUAAUUUUCCUCUUACUUGAUCCACAGGAUGAAGCCUAUGAUAGACGAUUAGCACAACAUUUAGCGUCAUGGUAUCAAUAUGGAAAGGAAGGGGAAGCUGUUCAUGACGCUAUGGAUGCAGAUUUACUUCGAGAUUAUAUAUCUUAUGCGCGUACAUUUGUUAGUCCACAAUUAACUGAAUCAGCUGGUAAACUUCUUAUUAGUUCAUAUGUCGAGAUGCGUAAAGUAGGUAGUGGUAAAGGACAAAUAACUGCGUAUCCAAGACAACUUGAAUCGUUGAUUCGUUUGGCUGAAGCACAUGCUAAAGUUCGACUUUCUAAUAAAGUUGAAGAAUUAGAUAUCGAAGAAGGAAAACGACUCUAUCGUGAAGCAUUAAAACAAGCAGCAAUAGAUCCGAAAACAGGUCAUGUUGAUGUUGCAAUUUUAACUACGGGUAUUAGUGCUGGUGAACGUCGUCUUCGUGCUGAUCUUGCUCAAACACUUAAACGUUAUAUGAAAGAACGUAAAUCAACAUUAAGUAUAGGAUCCGUAAAGAAAGACACAUUAUUCAACGAAAUUCGUGAACGAAAUGAUGAACGUAUUACACGCGAUAUGUUUGAUGAUGCUAUUCGAGCAUUAGAAGAAGAAAAUUUUCUUAUUGCAACUCAUCAAACCGUCCGCAUGGUUACAUUAGGUGAAUCAAAUUUUGAUUGA
Molecule: messenger RNA, 2598 nt
Organism: Rotaria socialis
Lineage: Eukaryota; Metazoa; Rotifera; Eurotatoria; Philodinida; Philodinidae
Source: the annotation of a GenBank genome assembly